Molecule: messenger RNA, 641 nt
Organism: Galleria mellonella (greater wax moth)
Lineage: Eukaryota; Metazoa; Arthropoda; Insecta; Lepidoptera; Pyralidae
Exons: 3
Coding region: 110-397 (95 amino acids)
Source: RefSeq, a predicted model, not a curated record
GUGGUCGCGGGAGGGGCCGGCUAUAUGAGCGUGUGGUGUGCGCGCGCGCCGCACUCCCGCGCAGCCUUACAGUGGUCGUUGCGAAUCCGGUGGUAAUUGAUCAGUGAGCAUGCAGUCGUCAGUGCUGUGCGUGUUGGUGCUGGUGGCGGCGGCGGCUGCAGCCCCCCAGCGGGAAGGAGCUGCUUUCACCAAGGAAGCCAUCAAGCAAGCACAGAAUACCUUCCUCAUUCCUAAAGACGCUGAAAUCCAGAAGGUGCAAGAGGGUAUCGAGCUGGCGGCUUACGAGUCAAUCCCUGGCAACCAGAGGAUCAACCUGUUCGAAAUCCUCGGCGACCAGGUGCCGUCCGAAGUGAUCAACAACUUGCAGGGCCAGAUCGACAAGGUUGGCCGCCAGUAAACUGGCCGCGGCAACCAGGCACGCAUGCUCAGCCGAUGGCAACCAGUAGUGAAUGAACAGAAUUACAUUUGGCAACCGUUAGAUACUGGUUCCCAUUCGGAUUAAUAACGGGUGGACUGAUGGAGAAUAUUAAUUUAUUGAUUGUGCAAGUACAGUACAGUGAAUGUGAUAUUGUGUAACACCUAUCUUUUAUAUGUUUGUACAUAAAUUUUAUUUUUAAAAUAAAACAACAGUACAAAUUUGA